AUGGUCGAGUACAGGAAGACCAAGAUUAAUACCUCUCAGGCACAGGACGCAUUGCUGAGGGCAUUAGCAUCCUCUCGCUCAGAAGAAGUCGCCCAAGAAUUUAUAACUGUAGUCCAAGCCCCGUCCUACUGUCAAGCAUACCGCAAUUACUCCGAUCUAGUUAACUGUCCUACCAUCGAUGUGAUCUAUAUCGCGACGCCUCAUUCCCACCACUUCCAGAAUGCCAUGCUAGCUCUCGAAGCGGGAAAGCAUGUGCUAUGUGAGAAAAAUUUUACUGUAAAUGCCGGACAAGCCAAGAAGCUCUCCACCGUGGCAGAAAAGAAGCAGCGGUUUCUCAUGGAGGGACUAUGGACAAGGUUCCUCCCUGUUAGUGUAGAGGUGCGUCAAUUUCUCCAAGCUGGUGCCAUAGGGACCGUCACCCGUGUCUUCGCAGAUAACGGUCUGGGAAUGGACCCAUACAGUGACUUUCUUCCGGGCGAUCUCAUGGUUGUGAAAGAGCUGGCUGGUGGAGCGCUGUUGGACCUUGGCGUCUAUUCAAUCCACUGGGUACUCCAGGCCAUGCCCAAGACAAAUCGUCGCCCAAUUCAGAUCCUCUCUACCACGACGGAAUACGCCGUAUCAGGAGUCGACGAGACAACUACUAUCCUUAUGAGAUUCGCCCCUAGCACAGCAGAUGGGCCUGAAAUACAAGCCACGGCCAGUGCUAGUCUCCGCGCUAUAACCGACCCAGACGGCGAGACCGCCGCGGUGCGCAUCCAAGGCGAUCAAGGCGAAACCCAAAUCUACGGCUGGCCGUGGUGUCCGUCCCGGCUACGAGUCAUUAGACGAGGACCCGGGAUGAACAACCGGGGGACUAUCAAUCGACAAGACCGACCUUCUACCCGACGGUCUAUAUGGACUCUGCUUCGAGGCGGACGAAGUUGCACGCUGCAUUUGCCAAGGUCUUCUAGAGAGUCCCGAGAUGCCCUGGCUAGAGAGCAUGAUAGUAAUGGAGAUCAUGGAUACAGUGCGGCGGGAGAAUAA
Molecule: messenger RNA, 1023 nt
Organism: Aspergillus oryzae RIB40
Lineage: Eukaryota; Fungi; Ascomycota; Eurotiomycetes; Eurotiales; Aspergillaceae
Product: Gfo/Idh/MocA family protein
Exons: 3
Coding region: 1-1023 (340 amino acids)
Molecular function (GO): nucleotide binding
Source: RefSeq, a predicted model, not a curated record